CUUUCUCAUCUCAAACCCGUAGAGCCCGUCCCGUCCGGAAGUUCCUGCAAAGAAAUAUACGACCACGACAGUGCCAGCCCAAACAAGGCGUAUGACCUCAAGCUAGGCGAUAAAGAUGUGUCUGUGUACUGUUCCAUGAGCGGGGAGCUUGGAGACUGCGGUGGUGGGGGAUGGACGCUGGUCAUGAAGACUGACGGUGCAAAGCACACCUUUAGUUACGAUUCAAAAGCGUGGUCUUCAAUGUCUUCAGUCUCUCCCGAAAAUGGAGACACGGGGUUGGAUAACUUGGAGACCUUGUUACCAACGUACUGGCGCACGUCCUUUACCAAGAUCUGUCUCGGCAUGAAGGUCGAUGGAGUAACCAGGUUCUUGCGAGUGGAUAAGGCAGCAACCUCACUGUAUGCCCUCAUUGCUGAUGGUCAGUACCGUGCAACCUCCCUGGGUCGAGAUGCAUGGAAGGGACUGGUUGGUCCCAAAGCCUCCCUCCAGCGCAACUGUAAUCGAGAAGGGUUCAAUACGCGGGGAACUUUAAGAAUCGGGUUUGGUGGGGGAUCGGUAGCCGAAGUCCCGUGUGGAAACGUAGCCAGGCACGGCGGGGACAACGGAGACCAAACCAUCAGAGCCUUCGGAUACAUCUUCGUUCAGUAAAGACACUGAACUGCUCUGCUCAAGGAAAAAGCUGCAUAUGACAUAAAGCAUGCUCUUAUCUCAGUAAUGGGGAUUUUAAAUGUGGGUUUUUGCUUUUGCUAUUAAAUGAAGGGAAAAUAAAAGUGGGUCAAUGAAUCAAAA
Messenger RNA from Pocillopora verrucosa, 789 nucleotides. The record is from RefSeq and is a predicted model, not a curated record. NCBI's taxonomy places the organism in Eukaryota, Metazoa, Cnidaria, Anthozoa, Scleractinia, Pocilloporidae.